Messenger RNA from Drosophila rhopaloa, 709 nucleotides. It is a transcript of the gene DJ-1alpha, whose product is annotated as protein DJ-1alpha. Lineage: Eukaryota; Metazoa; Arthropoda; Insecta; Diptera; Drosophilidae. Gene Ontology annotation, cellular component: cytosol; nucleus. The record is from RefSeq and is a predicted model, not a curated record. Gene Ontology annotation, biological process: guanine deglycation, glyoxal removal; protein deglycation, glyoxal removal. Bases 1 to 654 code for a protein of 217 amino acids. The transcript has 3 exons. Gene Ontology annotation, molecular function: protein deglycase activity.
AUGCUGACAGUUGUGAGGAAAUCACUGGCCAGCUUGGGCCUACAGCUGCAGCUUGAUCUCCUGGCCAGGUACAAAUCCACCCAGGAUGUCAAGAACGCUCUGAUCAUCUUGGCCCCGGGAGCCGAGGAAAUGGAGUUUACCAUCUCCGCGGAUGUUCUGCGGCGGGGAAAAAUCAAUGUCACGGUGGCGGGUUUAAAUGACUGUGAGCCGGUCAAGUGCUCUAGGAGUGUGGUCAUUGUGCCGGAUACUUCUCUGGAGCAGGCCUUGAGCCACGGAAAUUAUGACGUGGUGGUGCUGCCUGGAGGAUUGGCUGGUAACAAAGCUUUGAUGAACUCGCCUGCUGUUGGUGAAUUGCUGCGGUGCCAGGACUCAAAUGGAGGAAUGAUUGCUGCUAUCUGUGCUGCUCCCACUGCGCUGGCCAAACACGGAAUAGGAAAAGGAAAAUCUAUUACAUCGCAUCCAGAUAUGAAGCCCCAAUUGAAGGAUCAUUAUUGCUAUAUUGAUGACGCUGACGUGGUUCAGGAUGGAAAUAUCAUAACAAGUCGAGGUCCUGGCACAUCCUUUGAUUUUGCCCUGAAGAUUACCGAGCAGCUUUCUGGCGUUAAAGUGGCCCAGGAGGUGGCCAAGGCAAUGCUUUGGACAUAUAAAUCUUAAUUGCAAUUAAAGAAAAUUAAUUAUGUACUAAUAAUAAACUUUGGACAUACUUGAA